CCGCCGGGUUCCUCACACCGCCGGGCCCCUCGCACCGCCGGGCCCGGCCCGAGCAGCCCGAGCUCGGGAGAAACGGCGGCUUUGGGAAAAGCGCAGCUGGGAACCCGAGGGGAGCGGGUGGGGAAAAGCAGCGGCUUUGUGAAAAAGCUCGCUGGUUUCACGCCGCGGGGCUGUGAAAAGUUCCCGAGGAAGCGGCUGAGGCGGCAGAGGAGCGGCAGGACUGGGGAGAGCGGAGGGUUUGGGACGGCGUUAAAGGAAACCCGGCAGCAUUUGGGACAGCGGCAAAGGAAACCCGGCGGGUGUCUGAGUGGAUUUGCAAAGAAAAAUAGCCCAAGUGUCAAAAAGAACGGGUUUUCAAGGAAAAAUAAAGUUCCGAACCGCGUCGGUGAGGAGGAGAGUGCCGGUGCUGCGAGGACAGCGUUAUCCCGGCAGUUCCAUGGCUGCACGGCGCUGGAGUGGUCUCCCCUUUGGGAAUCUCUCUGAUUGUCCCAAUGGCUCCCGCUGGAUCAUGGAUGUGUUCAAUGAGUGUGCCCAGGACAGCCGGGAUGUCGCCAGCAUCGUCCUGGGGCUGGGUUCCAUCGCCUGCUUCAUCGCUGCAGCCUUCCCGCAGUUUUACCAGGCCUGCAGGACGGGCAUCAUGGACCAGGCUCUCUCCAUCUAUUUCCUGCUGGGAUGGCUGGGCGGAGACCUCCUCAACCUCAUCGGUUCUUUCCUGGCUGAUCAGCUGCCCCUGCAGGUGUACACGGCCAUCUACUACGUGCUGGCAGACCUGGGGAUGCUCUCCCUCUACUGCUACUACCGGGUGAAGAACGGGGGCAGAGCGUUCCCUGCUCCCAUCAACUCUGCCUUCCUGUUCCUCUCCGUGGGGUCCCUGGCCAGCCUUUCCCUCCUGGGCACGGCCAGCACCGAGGAUCCCGCCUCCUUCAAAGGGAGAUCUCUGCUCUCAGCUCCCGGGGAUGAGCUUGGAACAAAGCCUUUCUCCAGGACUGAAAUAAUUGGAUUUACCAUCGGCUCCAUCUCCUCCGUGCUCUACCUGUGCUCCCGAGUGCCCCAGAUCUGCACCAACUACAAGAGGAAAUCCACCAGCGGUGUCUCCUACUCUCUCUUUGCCCUGGUGAUGCUGGGGAAUUCCCUGUACGGCCUCAGCGUCCUCCUGAAGAACCCAGAGCCAGGCCAGGGCCAAGGUGACUACAUCCUGCACCACCUGCCCUGGCUCGUGGGCAGCCUGGGCGUCCUGGCCCUCGACCUGGUUAUCUCCUUCCAGUUCCUGGCGUAUCAGAAAGGCCGGCCCAGAUCCCUGGAGGAGAGGGAUGCUCUCCUUGGGGAGCAGGAUGAGAGCCCAGAGAGCUGACAGAGGGCCCUGCCCCACAGGGAGAGGAGGAGGAGGAGGAGGAAGGUGGCCUUAGGGCCGGGCAGACUGGCCCCCCCAUCCUGGUGGCUCCUGGCAGAAGAGGCUCCGAGCCUGUUGUGCUGCCCAGGUGGUGGCAGAGGACACUGCUGGGACACCUCGUGCCUCAGUGGUGCUUUCAGGAUAAAAGGGAAUUUUUGGGUGGCUCAGUUGCUCUUCCCUGCUCCGGUUCCCCACAGCUGAGCCCGGUCACAGCUGCGUCUCCCAGGGGUGAUCUGGGACUUCCUUGGUGCUGAAAAACGUGGGGAGGGGACAGGGAUGACUGACCUGGCACAGACACGAGCACCGCUGUGACCUCACAACUCCCCCUCAGCUCUUUCUGGAAAACACCCCGGGCUGGAUCCAGUGGGGAAGGAGCGGCAGAACCAAAGCCUUCAGUCCACACCUCUUUUAAUUAGCACGGCUCACCCACCUAUAAAACACAUCCUUCCCCACCUGCCUCCCUUGGUUUCAUUUUGCUGCUUUACCUGGCAGCUCCUAACGAGUCUCACACUCCCAUUUCUCUGACUUCUCGUUUUUUGCCUCACCCAUAUUUUAAUUGCACGGAUUCCUCAGGGAAGUUGCUCCAUUGCUGUUCCCCAGCAGAAGAGCUGCCUCUGCUCACUCUGGUUUUCAGUUCCUGCCCUCUCUCCUUGAUGAAUUUAUCAACUUGAUGAAUUUAUCCUCAACCUGUUGAGUUCAUCCCCAGCACUGAUGAGUUUAUCCCCCUCUAGGGGCCCUGAACUCGGCUCAGGGAAGGGUGGGAAGCAGGGGUGGUCUGGAAAAAGCUGUGUCCCCAUCAGGAGAGAGUGGAGGUGUAGCCAGGCUCUCUCCUGUGUGCUGAGCUCUUCCUGCUGGGCAUGAGCAGCUCAAUCUCCCUGGGAAAAACCAACCAAAGCUUGGACACCCUUCAGGAAAAACUGUCACAGCUUGGCCUUGUGAAAACAAGAGCUUUCCUUUUCCUGAGUUGCAAUCAGCUCUUCCUUUUGCUUUCCUUUGCCCUCUCGUGCUCCCUCCCUGAUCCCCAGCAUCGUGUCCCUUUUGGCUUUGGCUGCAUUCUCACUAAUUUAUGAUUCCUCAGCCAGUCCAUGACGUUUGUCCUUCCCAAGGAAGUUGCUCUGCUUUUUGUCCUCGCCCUGAGGACACCAACCCAAUGGAUCUCACAUUAAAUGGGAUUCCAGCUGCUCAGUGCCCACCUGCCCAGCAGCACGUUCACUCAAACACAAGCUGGGCCAGGGCUUGGGGCUGAGCCAGCUGUUUUCAGAAAGGAAAUGUAGAUUUCAGUCUCUCUGAGCCCCUUGAAGUGAGUGGGUUUUUACUGAAUUAAUUCACCAUUCACAGGCAUUCACCGCUCACCUCAUCCUGAAGCCAGCAGCACUUCCUUCCCUGUCUUUCCCUGGGAAUUGUAGAACAAUUCCUACCCAGUUUUAAUCAUGAGCAAACCCCUCAUCUCUGCCCCUCACAACACUGAAUGAUUGUCACAUGCUGGCUUUUCCUAAACCUGGACGAAGCAGCUCAGCCCUGAGGAGGAAAAAACCCAUCUUUACAUCUGUGUCUGUAUUUAUGUGUGUCACAGUCUGUCCCCACAGGUGUACCCAAAGCACGAGUUAGGUACAAAGCUGAUUUACUCUGCCUUUACUCGGGCUGGGCAGGAUGGAGCAACACAGAGCUUUACACACCCACAACCACCUCAGGAGGGGCUGGGAAUUCCUGAGGCUCCCCCCGAGGUUCCCAUCCCUGCCAAGCCACCGCUGCAGCCCUGUCCCUGUGCUCGGGGUUCUGCAGAGGCAAAUGUUAAAGCAGAAAAGGCUGAGCCUUUCAACCACCCCUGAGGGAAACUGAGAACCUCUCCAGGAGUCUCCAGCUUCAGGGGAGGUUGGUGUUGGGAUAGAAGUGUGAGACAGCAGCACAAUUCCAGUGUUCCCUGGGGAAUCCCAUCCUUUCCCAGCCCACGUCCCUUCCACAGGCUCUGGGUCAGCUCUGCCCACCUGCAGGAGUCUGGGUGGGACCCAGCUCACGGUACCAAAGCAAAUUAGAGCACAUUAAUUAAUCAGUGCCGACUAACAGAGGGCAAUUCCCAGAGCCAGAGCAGCAGGAGCCUGGCAGAUCUUCAUGGGCUUGAAAUGAGGUUUGCUACAACCAAACCUGGAGCAGGCAAAGCUGUGCCAGGUCCCUGUGCCCAAGGGCCCGGGAGGGGACACGGGGAGCAGGGAGGAGCUUUGGGGACAGCACGGAUGGGAGGAACCAGCCACCCCAGCACCCUGCCCAGGGCUGGACACACAGGAACCCCCCGGGCUUAAAUCAGAUAUAAUUGGGAUUGAAUCAGGAUAAAAAACAGGAUUUUUUUAGCACACCCAUGCAGAUCCUUCUCCCAUAAAUAUGAAAUAUAUCUAUAAAUCUGGAUAUAAAUCUGCUGGGUGCCUGGAGCAUCCCUCAACCCCAGCACCUUGGAGAGGCAGCAGGGCCAUCACACCCCCUUCCAGACAAACAUUCUGGAUGUGGGACAAAAAACAAACCCCAAGUGACCCAAGGAAGGAAAGAGAAACAAGAAGGACACAACCACACACACAUU
Messenger RNA from Pseudopodoces humilis (Tibetan ground-tit), 3959 nucleotides. RefSeq names its product solute carrier family 66 member 1 (gene SLC66A1). The record is from RefSeq and is a predicted model, not a curated record. NCBI's taxonomy places the organism in Eukaryota, Metazoa, Chordata, Aves, Passeriformes, Paridae. Gene Ontology annotation, molecular function: L-lysine transmembrane transporter activity. Gene Ontology annotation, cellular component: lysosomal membrane.